AUGGCGACAAUCCAAAUUCCGAAAAUAGUCACCACCGCUUACUCAAGAAGUUCAAGCCCACAGCCAACAAGUUCACGUUCACGAUGUCCAAGUCCACAACCAACUAGAUCACGUUCACGCAAUCCAAGUCCAACGCCUAGAUCAAUAUCCAGAGCUGCGAGCUCACGACCACAUUCACGAUGCCAAAGUCCAAUUCCGUCCAUAAGUCGUGACGAGAGCGAUGCAAUUCGACGAAUAGUGGAUGAAAUAAUAGAGCGAUUUGUGGAUCUGAGGGAUAAAGGGUACCCUGACGAAAUCAUAACAAAAUACAUUUAUGAUUCCAUAAUUUUGAAUAAACGACAACCAUUUCAUAUUUACGAUUGGUUAUUGAAUAAUCAGAACACUGUUCAAUAUAUUACUCUACUGGGCUAUUUUUAUUUAGAGGCGAUUGGGACCGAAGAAGAUUUGAAGAAAAGUUUUCAUUCUUUUCUUACCGCUGCAAAGAUGGACUAUUCAAUGGCUCAAGAUCUAUUAGCUGAUUGUUACAAUUUUGGUUAUGGCACAACGAAAAAUGAGGAGCUUUGCUUCAUGUGGUAUACGAAAGCAUUCGAAGGCGGCAGUGUUAACGCAGAGUAUAACAUAGGCGAAUGUUACAAGUCCGGCUUUGGAAUCAGCAGGGACAAAAGAAAGACUGUGCGUCAUUAUAAGAAUGCCUCAAAGAAAGGAAAUGUGUCAGCAAUGUAUCAUUUGGGUUGGUGCUAUGAAAGAGGUGUAAGCGUGAGAAGGAAUUUUGAAAUGGCGAUGAAUUGGUAUAACAAAGCACUGAAAAAUGGACACAUUUUAGCUCAAGAGGAGAUAGAUAGAUGCAGCCAUAAAAUGAAUUUCUCGGAUACUUCGUCAAACCCUUUAUCAACAGUAGACUCACAGGCAAGUAAACUAAACCUAUCAAAUUGCAUAAGCGAUAGAUAG
This is a messenger RNA of Acaulospora colombiana, 948 nucleotides long. Lineage: Eukaryota; Fungi; Glomeromycota; Glomeromycetes; Diversisporales; Acaulosporaceae. The record is from the annotation of a GenBank genome assembly.